Vitis riparia (riverbank grape) is the source of this 1429-nucleotide messenger RNA. RefSeq names its product 1-aminocyclopropane-1-carboxylate oxidase homolog 4-like. The record is from RefSeq and is a predicted model, not a curated record. Bases 37 to 1218 code for a protein of 393 amino acids. NCBI's taxonomy places the organism in Eukaryota, Viridiplantae, Streptophyta, Magnoliopsida, Vitales, Vitaceae. The transcript is spliced from 2 exons.
ACAAUUCUCCUAAUUUCCAAUCUUACAAACGUCCACAUGUCUAUCAGCCUUGCCUCCAAUUUCUUUACGUUAUCUUCGCACAUUCGGACAAGGUCCAAGAAGGAGAAGGCUCAACCUACAACUGCAGUUACGCUAAUGAUGGCCGCCAACGGCGAUAUUCAUUACGAUCGAGCCAAAGAAGUCAAGCAGUUCGACGAAUCCAAAAUCGGCGUCAAAGGUCUCGUCGACUCCGGCAUCACCACUAUCCCCCGAAUCUUCAUCCACCCAACCGAAACUAUUUCCGACCUCAAAUCCUCUAACCCAUCCGGUUCCCAUUCAAUCCCCGUCAUUUCCCUCUCCGGCGACCGCUCCUCCGUCGUCGACCAAAUCAGGCGCGCCUCCGCCGAAUUCGGCUUCUUCCAGAUCAUCAACCACGGCAUCUCCACCGACGUCCUCGACCGCGCGGUCGCCGCCAUCAGGGCCUUCAACGAGCAGCCAACGGAGGUUAAGGCGCAGUACUACCGGCGGGAUAUUGGAACGGGAGUGGCGUUCUCGACUAACUUUGACUUGUAUCACUCCAAGGCGGCGAGCUGGAGAGAUACGCUUCAGGUGAGGCUGGGGCCGACACCUGCGGAGUUCGAUAAGAUGCCUGAGGUGUGCCGCAGGGAAGUGAUGGAGUGGGACCGUGAGGUGGUGAGGCUGGGAGAGGCGUUGAUGGGAAUGAUGUGCGAAGGGCUGGGGUUGGAUGCGGGAAGAUUGAAGGAGCUGACGUGUUUGGAAGGGAGAAUUAUGGCGAGUCACUACUAUCCGUACUGUCCUGAGCCUGAAUUGACGAUGGGGCUCACCUCCCACACAGAUCCGGGAGUGUUAACGGUGGUACUGCAGAAUCAGGUUGGUGGGUUGCAGGUUAAGCACGAUGGAGCAUGGCUGGAUUUGAACCCUGUGCCCGGUGCUCUCGUCAUCAACGUGGGCGAUAUGCUUCAGGUAAUGAGCAAUGAUGAAUACAAAAGCGUGGAGCAUAGAGUGGCGGGGAACCCAUGUCGGGAAGCAAGAGUUUCAAUUGCAGUUUUCUUCAAUCCGGGCGAUAGGGAUUCCUUAUUUGGGCCAUUGCCGGAGCUCAUAUCAGCAGAGAAACCAGCUGUGUACAAGAGCUUCACAUUCAAUGAGUUUAUGACAAGGUUCUUUACUAAGGAGUUGGAUGGUAAGUCUUUGAUAAAUUUCUUUAAACUCCCACACUGAGGACUGAGCAUUCCAUACAAGCGCAUACUCGUUUCAGAAUGUUAGAGCCGUGCCUCUCUUCUAACAGGUCGACUUGUAUGUACUUUGAACCUUUACAACUUCCCUUUUAGGGAAAGUAUCAUGUAAAAACAUUUUUCAUAAUAGUGUUGGUGAUGAAAGUGCUAUAGAUUAUAUCAUAAUUGGAUAAGGAGAAUAUUCUUAACCAUUUGAA